Molecule: messenger RNA, 2949 nt
Organism: Leptosia nina
Lineage: Eukaryota; Metazoa; Arthropoda; Insecta; Lepidoptera; Pieridae
Source: the annotation of a GenBank genome assembly
AUGUACAGCAAAUCAUGGACUGAAAAGUACGAAAGUAAUAAUAAAUGCCCAAAGUUGUUCCCAAAAAAUUUCGACAACUACAUGCCAGCAGGUAAUUUGACAGCGGGGAACUACACAGAAAAAACCGAGUUAAAAGGUUUAAAGCAAUGUGUGAUGGCAUGUUGCUUAGCAGAUAACUGCAACAUUGUAUUUAUAGUAGAUUCAAGGUGUUACCAUGUGGAAUGUGUGACGGACGAGCUGUGUUUACCUCUGCCCAGAGUAGGGCAUAAAUGGCAUACACAUGUCUCUAUGAUACUUGUUAAACCAGUUUUAGCAAAUGAAAACUGGUCAGAGAUUCUAGAGCAAUCAAACAUCAGGGAAGAACCAAGUAAUUUUGCUGAUGAAGAGCCUGUGUAUGGAUAUACCAACCACCGCAGUGAAGUUGCCAAUGAUGAAGAAUCCAACUUCCUAAAGCAUUUUAUUAAUAGCUUACCCACUAUAGAUGAUGAUGAAUCACAGGGAUACGAAAAAUAUGACAAUAGUGACAAUGAAAUGAUGCUAGCUUCAAAAUUCCUUGAGAAAGUUGCUUGUGAAGUGGGAACAAAUGAUUGUCCUUUUAAUGCCGAAUGCAUUCCGUUAGGCCACAACAUGCACAAUGGCAUAUGCAAGUGUAUCCUUGGGACUGAAAUGAAUGAGCAAGGUGCUUGUGUUCCAAUUAGAAGGCCAUAUUCAAAAGGACCAACAGAUGCUAUUGAGCCGGUGAAAAAAACUGAAGUAACUGAAACCAAAACUGAUGAAAAAGGAAAUAAACCUGUUCAAAACUUGACCGUAUCAAUCCUUUCACAGACCGUUCAAUUGCCAGAAAAUGAAGUAACAUUAUCCGCCUACACUAUACCCGAUGAGAAGUCUACUAACAGCCAUUAUAGUUAUGCUUGGACACUUGUAGGCCAACCAAAAGAUACAUUUACAGGUAAUAUGAUACAAAACGGAGCGACAGUGACACUAACGGACCUAACGGAAGGCGAAUAUCGUUUCAAAGUGACUGUGAACGGAACGAACUCGUACGGCGAAGGGUACGCCAAUGUUACGGUGUUGCCACCAAAACGAAUCAACAAGCCGCCAGUAGUGGUGAUUACGCCACAAUCACAAACCGUCAAGUUGCCCAAUUCCGGUGCAGUCUUGGAUGGUAGCGAGAGCAAGGAUGAUGAUCAAAUUAUCUCGUGGCAUUGGGAGCUAACUGCCGGUCCGAUAGGUUACCAGCCUCCGCUGGAAGAUGGAGCCACACUCGUACUAAAAGAUCUCAAGCAGCCCGGAAAGUACACGUUCAAGUUGACAGUGGAAGACUCUGAUCAUGUGAAGAACUCCACUACAGCCAACAUAACUGUUCUUAAUCAUACAGAUUAUCCGCCAGAGGCCAAUGCAGGACAAGACGUCAUAAUCUACCUCCCGAACAACAACUUGACCCUGAACGGAAGCCUAUCGACCGAUGAUCACGAGAUCACGUCCUGGGAAUGGACCAAGUCCGCGGAAGACGCCAAUAAAGCCGUCGAUAUGCAGAAUACACAUUCACCUUAUUUGCAGCUAUCAAAUCUAUCGGAAGGAGUGUAUACGUUCGUAUUGAAAGUGACAGAUUCUUCUGGUCAAUCGUCUAUCGCAGAAGUACAUGUGUUUGUCAAACCUCCCACAAAUACACCGCCCGUAGCAGACGCUGGACCAGAUGCUUUCAUAUCACUACCUCAAACGUGGAUCACCCUGAACGGUUCUGGAUCGCACGACGACCGCAAGCUAGUGGCGUACACCUGGCGAUGCCUCUCUGGCCCGACUAACUCUAACAUUAUUGGUUUUAACGAGACUAUCGCGAAUGCGACCACACUCACUAAGGGACAAUACGUCUUCUCACUCACUGUCCUCGAUGAUAAUGGCAACACCGCCACAGAUAAUAUCACAGUCACUGUUACGCAAAAUAAAAACAGCCCUCCCAAAGCGGACGCUGGUGGAGAUCAAGUCUUGAAUUUACCUCUACCAGUUCUUGUUCUAAACGGCUCGAAAUCUUCGGAUGACUUCCGCAUAGUGUCAUGGAAGUGGACCAGGUUGAGCUCUAGCUUAGCUGCUGGGACCAUUAUCUUGGAAUCAGAUAAGGAGCCCGUUUUAUUGCUAGCGAACAUAGAGGCCGGCCGAUACGUCUUCGAACUGACAGUGACGGAUGAUCAGGGCGAAACGGGUCGUGACACAGUCAGUGUCCAAGUGAAACCAGAUCCGAUGGAAAUGAAACUCAUAGAAAUGACAGUUCACACACCGAUAUCCACGUUCACUAAGAACCAGCUGGACUCAAUGGUGCAGAAGAUGAUGCUGCUUCUAAAGGACGAUAUAAAAGUGAACGUGACGGAGAUACGUGGAGAGAAGGAUUCGGGGAACACCCAGAUAAUUUUCUUCCUUUCGGAGAAGGGUACCCCAAUGGAAGGAAUCCGUGCGCUGGGUCUAUCGCGCCCAGCGGCGUUGUCCAGCGGAGCCGCGCGUAUUCGACCAGUUCGCUGCCUCAGUACGUGCUCGGGUCGUGGCAUUUGUGACCAAGCGACACGCACAUGCCGCUGCGAUGCCUUCUGGAUGCAAAGCCUAUUUACGCAGCUACAACCGGAUGCUAUGCCGGAUUGUGAGUGGUCGGUGGUGUAUGCAAGUGUGGGGGGCGUCGGCAUUCUGUGCGCUCUGUGCGGAGCGGGAUGGGCCUGCGCGAGACUCGGCCGUCGCUUAUGCGCUUGCGCACCGCGUAAGCCGCGCGUUCGAUCCACAUACCGACUGCUACCGCGAGCUGAACACGAGCAGAAACCGCUGGCCAAUGACUUAUCCGAGACGGAAACAGACUCCGACGUCUUAUAUGAAACAAAAAACAGGAUGACAUCAUUUACUCGGGCCAUGAACGGCGACGCCCACUCCAACGGCUGGAAGAAGGUCUCGCGGCGAGUGAAGACGUAG